Molecule: messenger RNA, 3815 nt
Organism: Lotus japonicus
Lineage: Eukaryota; Viridiplantae; Streptophyta; Magnoliopsida; Fabales; Fabaceae
Product: FACT complex subunit SPT16-like
Exons: 2
Coding region: 391-3600 (1069 amino acids)
Biological process (GO): transcription elongation by RNA polymerase II; positive regulation of transcription elongation by RNA polymerase II
Cellular component (GO): FACT complex
Molecular function (GO): nucleosome binding
Source: RefSeq, a predicted model, not a curated record
UGCCCGCGGUACUUUGGCGCAUUUUCUUUAUUUUCAUUCAACCGCGACUCCCUCCCUCCGGUUUUAAGAGUCCCGUCACGACCAUCGCUACAACUGAACCCUAAUUUCACCCUCUCGCAUUUCUCAACACUCUUCUUCUUUCUCCAUCUCAAAUGGCAUAGAGCCACACUUCAAAACCCUAAUUUCAACAACAACAACAACCACCAAUUAGGGUUUCACACCCUACCCCAUUUUCUUCGAAGAACAAAACCACCAAUUAGGGUUCGCACCGCGCAGAAGACACUCCUCAACUCUGGAAAACGCACUUUCUCCUUCGUGGUGAACUUCGCAGCGAAACGAGCAGCUUUUACACCUUCGACAACGAACGAACGACUGAAGAAAUAACUGGCCAUGGCAGACCAUCGAAAUGGAAGUGCCCAAGCUGCCAAUGGAAAGGCUAGUGCAGCAGGAACUGCCUAUUCUAUUGAUCUGAAUGCAUUUCAGACCAGAAUGAAGACAUUUUAUUCACAUUGGGAUGAACACAAAACUGAUCUCUGGGGCUCUUGUGAUGCAAUUGCUGUGGCAUGUCCUCCGCCUUCUGAAGAUCUGCGAUACCUGAAAUCUACUGCUCUGAACUUGUGGCUGCUUGGAUUUGAGUUCCCAGAGACGAUUAUGGUCUUCACAAAGAAACAAGUCCAUAUAUUGUGCAGCCAAAAGAAGGCAUCCAUUCUUGAAUCAGUCAAAAAACCUGCCAAAGAGGCAGUUGGUGCGGAAAUUGUUUUGCAUGUCAAGCCUAAGAAUGAUGAUGGAACCACUCUUAUGGAUUCUAUAUUUCAUGCCAUUCGAACUCAGUCAAAGGCUGACGGCGGGGAUGUUCCCACUGUUGGUUACAUAUCAAGAGAGGCUGCUGAAGGGAAACUGCUUGAAACAUGGGCUGAAAAAUUAAAAAGUUCUAAAUUUAAUCUUACUGAUGUGGCCAAUGGGUUAUCUAUGUUGUUUGCUGCUAAGAAUAAUGAGGAGCUUACAUCUAUUAAAAGAGCAGCAUACCUGACAACCAGUGUGAUGAAGAACUUUGUGGUUUCGAAGCUUGAGAAUGUAAUUGAUGAAGAGAAGAAAGUUUCUCAUUCUACUUUGAUGGAGGAGACUGAGAAAGUUAUACUUGAACCUUCUAAAGCUAACUGUAAACUGAAGGCUGAGAAUGUUGAUAUUUGUUAUCCCCCAAUUUUUCAGAGUGGGGGGGAGUUUGAUCUGAGGCCUAGUGCUGUCAGCAAUGAUGAUUUACUUUACUAUGACUCUGCCAGUGUGAUUAUAUGUGCUGUGGGGGCUCGGUAUAAGAGUUACUGCUCAAACAUAGCCAGGACUUUCUUGAUUGAUGCCAUUUCUCUUCAAAGUAAGGCUUAUGAGGUUCUUCUGAAGGCCCAUGAAGCUGUCAUUGGUUCUUUUAAGCCUGGAAAUAAAUUGAGUUCCGCAUACCAAGCUGCAGUUUCUGUUGUGGAAAAGGAAGCUCCUGACUUACUUCCCUUCUUGACAAAGUCUGCUGGAACAGGAAUCGGUAUUGAGUUUCGAGAGUCAAGUCUGAAUCUUAAUGCAAAAAAUGAGCAGAUAGUGAAAGAAGGCAUGGUCUUCAAUGUUUCACUUGGAUUUCAGAACUUGAAGAGUGAGAACAGUAAGUCAAAGAACAAGGUCUUCUCUCUCUUGCUUGCUGACACUGUCAUCAUAAACAAAGACAAGACAGAAGUAGUGACUUCUAUGAGCUCAAAAGCUCUUAAAGAUGUGGCGUAUUCUUUCAAUGAGGAUGAAGAGGAAGAGGAAAAGCCUAGUGCAAAAUCUGAUGCCAAUGGUGCAGAGCACUUAAUGUCUAAGACAACUCUAAGGUCAGACAAUCAUGAAGUUUCAAAAGAGGAACUCAGAAGGCAGCAUCAGGCAGAACUUGCACGUCAGAAAAAUGAAGAAACUGCAAGGCGUCUUGCUGGUGGCGGAAAUGGGGCAGGAGAUAACCGUUCCUCUGUGAAGAAUUCUUCAGAACUGGUGGCCUACAAGAACAUAAAUGACCUUCCUCCUCCCAGAGAAAUGAUGAUUCAGAUUGAUCAAAAGAAUGAAGCAGUUCUCUUGCCCAUAAAUGGAAGCAUGGUUCCUUUUCAUGUGGCUUUCAUUCGAACAAUUAACAGCCAACAGGACACCAACCGCAAGUGCAUUAUCAGAAUUAUUUUUAAUGUUCCUGGGACAGCCUUCAAUCCUCAUGAUUCAAAUUCAAUGAAGUUCCAAGGAUCUAUAUAUUUGAAGGAGGCUUCAUUCCGCUCUAAGGAUCCAAGGCAUAGCAGUGAAGUUGUGCAGUCCAUUAAAACACUUAGGCGACAAGUUGUAGCCAGGGAAUCUGAGAGAGCUGAAAGGGCAACCCUGGUUACCCAGGAGAAACUGCAGCUUGCUAAUAACAAAUUUAAGCCGAUAAGGUUGUCUGACCUCUGGAUCCGCCCUGUUUUUGGUGGCCGUGGAAGGAAACUACCGGGUACACUGGAGGGUCAUGCGAAUGGAUUUCGCUACUCUACCACCAGGCAAGAUGAGCGUGUGGACAUAAUGUUUGCCAACAUUAAACAUGCAUUUUUUCAGCCAGCAGAGAAUGAAAUGAUUACACUUCUGCACUUUCAUCUGCACAACCACAUUAUGGUAGGAAAUAAAAAGACCAAGGAUGUUCAGUUUUAUGUUGAGGUAAUGGAUAUGGUACAGAACAUUGGAGGUGGGAAAAGAUCAGCCUAUGACCCUGAUGAACUUGAAGAAGAACAGAGAGAGAGAGACCGAAAGAACAAAAUCAAUGUAGAAUUUCAGACCUUUGUGAAUAGAGUGAAUGAUCUCUGGGGGCAACCACAAUUCAAUGGACUUGACUUGGAGUUUGAUCAACCUCUAAGAGAACUUGGCUUCCCUGGAGUACCUCAUAAAUCUUCAGUAUUUAUUGUUCCUACUUCAGCCUGCCUUGUUGAACUGAUAGAGAUCCCAUUCCUUGUUGUUACACUAAGUGAGAUUGAGAUUGUGAAUCUAGAGCGAGUUGGGCUUGGGCAGAAGAACUUUGAUAUGACAAUUGUGUUUAAGGACUUCAAGCGGGAUGUGCUUAGGAUUGAUUCUAUCCCUUCUACAUCACUGGAUGGCAUCAAGGAGUGGCUUGACACCACAGACAUCAAAUAUUACGAGAGUAGGCUGAAUCUGAACUGGCGUCAGAUCCUAAAGACAAUCACUGAUGACCCUCAAAGCUUUAUUGAAGGUGGUGGUUGGGAGUUUCUGAAUUUGGAAGCUACUGAUUCAGAAUCUGAUAACUCAGAGGAGUCUGAUAAAGGUUACGAACCAUCUGAUGUGGAGCCGGAGUCUGAUUCUGAAGAUGAAGAUUCUGACAGUGAAUCACUUGUUGAGUCUGAUGAUGAUGAUGAGGAGGAUGAGGACUCUGAGGUAGAUUCAGAGGAAGAGAAGGGAAAGACAUGGGAAGAGCUGGAGAGGGAAGCAAGCAAUGCAGAUAGGGAGAAAGGGAACGAGUAUGACAGUGAUGAAGAUAGGCAGAGAAGGAAGGCGAAAGCCUUUGGUAAGUCACGAGCCGGUGCAAGUAGUAGCAUGCCCAAGCGCUCCAAGUUAAGAUAGAUUUUGUUUAUUGUUCUUUGACUGGUUUAGUAGUACAGAUGCUUUAUGUUGUUGCUGUGGAUUGCAGUUCGUGUUUGGACUAAUUGUCGUAUCAUUGUAACUUAGAUUUUCGUUUGCAUAGCUCAGUAUCGGAUAGCCCUUGAAUCGAAUUUAUGUUUCCUUGAACGUGGUUUUAUCUUUUAUACAAUUGCGGCUAUUUUAUGUUUCCUGAUUAA